Molecule: messenger RNA, 759 nt
Organism: Daphnia pulicaria
Lineage: Eukaryota; Metazoa; Arthropoda; Branchiopoda; Diplostraca; Daphniidae
Product: histone H3-like
Exons: 1
Coding region: 100-759 (219 amino acids)
Cellular component (GO): nucleosome
Molecular function (GO): structural constituent of chromatin; protein heterodimerization activity; DNA binding
Source: RefSeq, a predicted model, not a curated record
GAACUCGCUUAGCUCCGCAACGUCCGUAGGUUCCCUACAUAUACCAAGAACUUUUCACUAGUUAGGACAUCUGGACAUGCGAAAUUUCAGUCGCUCGAAAUGGCUCGUACUAAGCAGACCGCUCGCAAAUCCACCGGUGGCAAGGCGCCCCGCAAACAGUUGGCCACCAAAGCCGCUCGCAAGAGUGCGCCGGCCACUGGAGGAGUCAAGAAACCCCAUCGUUAUCGUCCCGGCACCGUCGCCCUUCGUGAAAUCCGUCGCUACCAAAAGUCGACCGAGCUUCUGAUCCGCAAGUUGCCAUUCCAGCGCUUGGUCAGAGAAAUCGCCCAGGAUUUCAAGACCGACUUGCGUUUCCAGAGCUCGGCCGUCAUGGCCCUGCAGGAGGCCAGCGAGGCUUACUUGGUGGGUCUUUUCGAAGACACCAACUUGUGCGCCAUCCACGCCAAGCGAGUCACCAUCGUGACGGCUCUAGAGACUGAAGUGGUCCAAAUCAAAGAACAGAUCGAGCCCCUCCUCACACUCCCCGCCUCAGUAGAGAAAUCUAAUCAAGAGAUGAAAAAAGGAUUCUCUGAAACCCAGGACCAACUAGCACAGCUAUCAGCCCUCAUACAAAGAUCCUUGAGCCCAGCCAACCAGUCCAGGCAAACCGCCCACCUCCCAAGCCAAUUUCAAAUACCACAACCAACACUAGCGCCUCUACAUCAAAGAAAUGACCCCCCCACUAAAGAUAAUCCAAUGGAACGCAAGAAGUCUUUAUAA